AUGAACACCAGUGAUCAAGCUGCUCAAGACAACAACAUGACUUUGGAUUGCGCACCAUUAUCUGUCUACUUUCUUGAUGUUCCUCGCGAUAAUCAUUUCGAUACCUUUUUACUUGCCAUGAUCGUUAUCAACGCUGUUAUGGCUGUUGUAGCCAGUUGCAGUAAUGCUGUGGUCAUUUACACCAUUUCAAGAACACCUUCUCUACAAACUCCCUCCAAUAUUCUCAUUCUUGGUCUCGCCAUCUCUGAUCUGAGUGUUGGGAUCUUUUCACAGCCCUCGUUUUGCUUGUUCAGGUUUUACGAGCUUCGUCGUAACCUAGAUUUGUAUUGUUCCUUUGGUAAGAUGUACAUGUACAUUACAUUACCCCUUGCAGCAAUAUCUUUCCUAACACUGACCGCCAUCACUGCUGAUCGAUUCCUGGCCGUACACCUUCACUUGCGAUACCAAGACAUCAUCACAACCAAACGUGUUGGAAUCACUCUUGGUUUCAUUUGGAUCCUUGGUAGUUUGUUUGCUGUCUAUUCUGCGAUGUUUUUCAAGAUACUGGCUGUCGUUAUUUCUAGUUGUUGUUUCUUCGCAUUUUUACUCUUUCUAGACGUCUAUUUCAUCUUCCGGGUGUGUCUCGUAAUUCGUAGACACUCAUUGCAGAUACAAUCUCAACAGUCUGCUCAACAACCCAUCAACAUGGUAAGAUUCAGAAAGUCAGCAAUGGUCAUGGUUUUUGUAAUUGGUGCGUUUAUCUUGUGCUAUGUUCCUUAUGUCAUUUUCACCAUCAUGCUGGGCGUGGUUGAUGAACCUUCCUAUGGAUUACGAAUUGGGUUCAACAUCUCUGAGACUCUUGUGAUGUCGAAUGGAAUACUGAACCCCAUCAUCUAUUGCUGGAGAAUUGAAGACAUUCGCACUGCUGCGGUGCUGUUGAUGCGCAAGAUGCUGAGGCAACGCGAGAACUAA
Messenger RNA from Actinia tenebrosa (Australian red waratah sea anemone), 951 nucleotides. RefSeq names its product adrenocorticotropic hormone receptor-like. Gene Ontology annotation, biological process: G protein-coupled receptor signaling pathway. Lineage: Eukaryota; Metazoa; Cnidaria; Anthozoa; Actiniaria; Actiniidae. Gene Ontology annotation, cellular component: membrane. The record is from RefSeq and is a predicted model, not a curated record. Gene Ontology annotation, molecular function: G protein-coupled receptor activity.